UUUUGGCGUGUCUCUGUUAUGAACGGGAAGUGUACGUUAAAAGUUCGUGUAUGUGUUUAAUGGAAGAGUUUUGGUGCUUGUUUGGACGGUAGAUGACUCGUUAGCAUUUGAUGUUAGCAUCACUGUAUUUACUGCACGCGAUACCCUCCAGUGACCAAUCCACCUACUGGCAUAUUUCUGUGACGUUGGAGGAAGCAGGAGUUUCUGAAGGAAUCCCAUUCAGUCUCGGUUUGGACCAGUCGACAUGUCUGGAGUAGAGAUGGAGCCUGACGUGGCUUUGGGACUCUUUGAAGAAGGAGCCACCCUGGUUUUGCUGGGCGUUCCUGAAGGAACCGAGCUGGGUCUCGACUACAAGAGCUGGCAGGUGGGUCCACGUUUUCGUGGCAUCAAAAUGAUCCCUCCGGGGAUCCACUUCCUCCACUACAGCUCGGCUAACGCCAAACACAACGGAGGGGAACUGGGUCCCAGAAUGGGGCUCUUUCUGUCCCUCAAGCCAUGCGAGGUCGUUCUGGCUCACUGGAACAAACAGGAGGAAGAUCUGGACUUUUCGGCGUCCCAGAACCCAGAGGAGGUGUCUCGGGUCCGGGCCGGGCUGCGCGAUCUGGACCCGUGUCUGGGGCCGUACCCGUACGACACGCUGAGGAAGUGGGUGUCUCUGACCGAUAGGCUGAGCGAGGAGGUCGCGAGCGCCCUCCAGCCCCUCAGCGGGCGUGUCUGCGCCUUCAGCGACGUGGUUCCCGAGGUCCAUCUGACGCACACCAAGGACCGAGCCGAGCACAACCUGCCGCGCAACGACACCGAGUGCAGGAGCAUGAAGGAGGGCAUGGACCGGCUGCCCCGCAUGAGGCAGAGGGAAGGGACCGAGCUGCGCUUCUCUCAGGUCCCUCAACACACGUACCCGCCCGGUGCCACGCCCGCCCAGAUCACCCAGUGCAGCAUGGACCUCAGCUACGCCCUCAACCGGCUGCUGGAGAGCCAUCACAAGGAGCGGCCGCUCGACGUUUUGGGUGAGCUGCAGUUUGCGUUCGUGUGCUUCCUGAUCGGGAGCGUGUACGAGGCCUUCGAGCACUGGAAGAAGCUGCUGGCUCUGCUGUGCCGGAGCGAGGAGGCCAUGAGGGGGCGCUCUGACCUCUACCUCGGCCUCAUCAGCGUCCUCUACCACCAGCUGGGUGAGAUCCCUCCCGAUUUCUUCGUGGACAUCGUGUCUCAGAACAACUUCCUCACCUCCACGCUGCAGGAUUUCUUCCAGUUUGCGGCCGGUCCGGGCGUCGACCCCACCCUCAGGAGGAGAGCAGAGAAGUUUAAAGCCCACCUGACCAAGAAGUUCCGCUGGGAUUUCGACGCGGACCUGGAGGACUGCGCUCCGGUGGUGGUGGAGCUUCUGGAGGGAGUCACGGUGGACUGAUGCCUCGGUCACGGUUCCCAUUCAUCCCAGGCAGCACUGAGAGGGACUCCUGAAGAGAGACUGUUAUUGAGAAAUGAAUUGUUCCUGGUUCAUGUGUGUAUUAAAUUUACAGAAGAGUGUUGAUUCUA
Trichomycterus rosablanca is the source of this 1533-nucleotide messenger RNA. It is a transcript of the gene aar2, whose product is annotated as AAR2 splicing factor. Gene Ontology annotation, biological process: spliceosomal tri-snRNP complex assembly. Lineage: Eukaryota; Metazoa; Chordata; Actinopteri; Siluriformes; Trichomycteridae. Bases 245 to 1405 code for a protein of 386 amino acids. The transcript is spliced from 5 exons. The record is from RefSeq and is a predicted model, not a curated record.